Messenger RNA from Nomascus leucogenys (northern white-cheeked gibbon), 8076 nucleotides. It is a transcript of the gene ITGAV, whose product is annotated as integrin subunit alpha V. Gene Ontology annotation, biological process: integrin-mediated signaling pathway; cell-cell adhesion; angiogenesis. The record is from RefSeq and is a predicted model, not a curated record. Lineage: Eukaryota; Metazoa; Chordata; Mammalia; Primates; Hylobatidae. Gene Ontology annotation, molecular function: integrin binding. Gene Ontology annotation, cellular component: integrin complex; external side of plasma membrane.
AGUUGUUAAAGUCCACACAAUGCGCUUAAACUUUAUCUUGUUCAACAGAUUCUGUAGCACAUGAAACACUUGAAAUAUGGAAGAGUCACUUCUCUGGGCACUUUGCUCAUUUCGUCUGCUAUUCAUUCACUGAUUCGACAUUUUAUGAUCGAUUACUAUCUGCUUGGCAAGGUGCUAGAAACAGGAAUACUAAGAAAAAGGUCAAGGUUCCUGUCCUCAAGGCCCUCUCUCUCAGUCCAGUGUUGUCAAGGCUUGAUGGAACACACCAGUGGCAAACAAGCACGACGGGCCUUAUUUCACCGGUGUGCGGUCCUUCUUCCAGCUCGGAAAUUAUGUCUAUCCAAACAUCCUAAAUCAACAAAUCAGUUUUUCUAAAUCAUACAACUGCAGCUAACAAACUGGGAAUAAGGCUUCGAUUAUUCUGACUUGAUUUAAAACGAUGACUGCUGAUUCUUUGCCCUGCGAAUCCUUUCUUUGACUACUAAGUUAAGCUUUACACACCUCACUUGCAAGAGGCUAUGCUGGCUUUCUGGAAAUCCGUAAUUAAGUUCAGUGUUUGUGGGAUGGAGUGUAAUUAACGACCAUUAAUUACAGAGUUUCAUUCGUGAGAACUUGCCAGGCUAAGUAGCAGAAACACGAGAAACUGAUAAAAAGCUUUCCUCGUUUUUAAACAAAAGUCGCACGGAAGUUCCCGGCGGGACAAGGGAACGUGGGCUGUCCUUGCUACUCCCGUGGACGCGGGUGGAUUGGGACGCUGGACCGUGUCUCCCCGCCCCCGCCCCUCCUCCGGUGCUCAGCCUGAGGCCUUCGUCCAGGAGCGCUGCCGCUGACCCAGGCUCAGGAGCUGAGGGCUCCGGCACAGACGCCCAGGUCUCGGGACAGGCGGCGACUGCACUCACGGAAGUGCGCUGAGCUCUCCCCUGUAGAAGGGCGCCUCUCCUCCCCCACUUCCUCCUCCAGCUCCACGGCAGCCUCCCGGGCCGGCUCCUCCUCCUUCCAGGUCUCCUCCCAGUGCCGCCGCGGCUCUCAGGCCCGAGGUGCGGCGCUCACCCCGGCAGUCCCCAGCCUGAGACGCUGCGUGGAGCGUUGGAGCCGGAGGGAAGCAAGGGGCCGUCUGCGCUGCUGUCCCCGCCCCGUGCGCUCUGCGCCCCUAGUCCCUGGCGGUCGCUCCGAAGCUCAGCCCUCUUCCCUGCCCCGGAGCUGUCCCGGGCUAGCCGAGAAGAGAGCGGCCGGCAAGUUCGGGCGCGCGCAGACGGCGGGCCGCGGGCACUGGGCGCCUCGGUGGGGCGGGGGGAGGUGGCUACCGCUCCCGGCUUGGCGUCCCGCGCGCACUUCGGCGAUGGCUUCUCCGCCGCGGCGACGGCUGCGCCUCGGUCCCCGCGGCCUCCCGCUUCUUCUCUCGGGACUCCUGCUACCUCUGUGCCGCGCCUUCAACCUAGACGUGGACAGUCCUGCCGAAUACUCUGGCCCCGAGGGAAGUUACUUCGGCUUCGCGGUGGAUUUCUUCGUGCCCAGCGCGUCUUCCCGGAUGUUUCUUCUCGUGGGAGCUCCCAAAGCAAACACCACCCAGCCUGGGAUUGUGGAAGGAGGGCAAGUCCUCAAAUGUGACUGGUCUUCUACCCGCCGGUGCCAGCCAAUUGAAUUUGAUGCAACAGGCAACAGAGAUUAUGCCAAGGAUGAUCCAUUGGAAUUUAAGUCCCACCAGUGGUUUGGAGCAUCUGUGAGGUCGAAACAGGAUAAAAUUUUGGCCUGUGCCCCAUUGUACCAUUGGAGGACUGAGAUGAAACAGGAGCGAGAGCCUGUUGGAACAUGCUUUCUUCAAGAUGGAACAAAGACUGUUGAGUAUGCUCCAUGUAGAUCACAAGAUAUUGAUGCUGAUGGACAGGGAUUUUGUCAAGGAGGAUUCAGCAUUGAUUUUACUAAAGCUGACAGAGUACUUCUUGGUGGUCCUGGUAGCUUUUAUUGGCAAGGUCAGCUUAUUUCGGAUCAAGUGGCAGAAAUCGUAUCUAAAUAUGACCCCAAUGUUUACAGCAUCAAGUAUAAUAACCAAUUAGCAACUCGGACUGCACAAGCUAUUUUCGAUGACAGUUAUUUGGGUUACUCUGUGGCUGUCGGAGAUUUCAAUGGUGAUGGCAUAGAUGACUUUGUUUCAGGAGUUCCAAGAGCAGCAAGGACUUUGGGAAUGGUUUAUAUUUAUGAUGGGAAGAACAUGUCCUCCUUAUACAAUUUUACUGGCGAGCAGAUGGCUGCAUAUUUCGGAUUUUCUGUAGCUGCCACUGACAUUAAUGGAGAUGAUUAUGCAGAUGUGUUUAUUGGAGCACCUCUCUUCAUGGAUCGUGGCUCUGAUGGCAAACUCCAAGAGGUGGGGCAGGUCUCAGUGUCUCUACAGAGAGCUUCAGGAGACUUCCAGACGACAAAGCUGAAUGGGUUUGAGGUCUUUGCACGGUUUGGCAGUGCCAUAGCUCCUUUGGGAGAUCUGGACCAGGAUGGGUUCAAUGAUAUUGCAAUUGCUGCUCCAUAUGGGGGUGAAGAUAAAAAAGGAAUUGUUUAUAUCUUCAAUGGAAGAUCAACAGGCUUGAACGCAGUCCCAUCUCAAAUCCUUGAAGGGCAGUGGGCUGCUAGAAGCAUGCCACCAAGCUUUGGCUAUUCAAUGAAAGGAGCCACAGAUAUAGACAAAAAUGGAUAUCCAGACUUAAUUGUAGGAGCUUUUGGUGUAGAUCGAGCUAUCUUAUACAGGGCCAGACCAGUUAUCACUGUAAAUGCUGGUCUUGAAGUGUACCCUAGCAUUUUAAAUCAAGACAAUAAAACCUGCUCACUGCCUGGAACAGCUCUCAAAGUUUCCUGUUUUAAUGUUAGGUUCUGCUUAAAGGCAGAUGGCAAAGGAGUACUUCCCAGGAAACUUAAUUUCCAGGUGGAACUUCUUUUGGAUAAACUCAAGCAAAAGGGAGCAAUUCGACGAGCACUGUUUCUCUACAGCAGGUCCCCAGGUCACUCCAAGAACAUGACUAUUUCAAGGGGGGGACUGAUGCAGUGUGAGGAAUUGAUAGCUUAUCUGCGGGAUGAAUCCGAAUUUAGAGACAAACUCACUCCAAUUACUAUUUUUAUGGAAUAUCGGUUGGAUUAUAGAACAGCUGCUGAUACAACAGGCUUGCAACCCAUUCUUAACCAGUUCACGCCUGCUAACAUUAGUCGACAGGCUCACAUUCUACUUGACUGUGGUGAAGACAAUGUCUGUAAACCCAAGCUGGAAGUUUCUGUAGAUAGUGAUCAAAAGAAGAUCUAUAUUGGGGAUGACAACCCUCUGACAUUGAUUGUUAAGGCUCAGAAUCAAGGAGAAGGUGCCUAUGAAGCUGAGCUCAUCGUUUCCAUUCCACUGCAGGCUGAUUUCAUCGGGGUUGUCCGAAACAGUGAAGCCUUAGCAAGACUUUCCUGUGCAUUUAAGACAGAAAACCAAACUCGCCAGGUGGUAUGUGACCUUGGAAACCCAAUGAAGGCUGGAACUCAACUCUUAGCUGGUCUUCGUUUCAGUGUGCAUCAGCAGUCAGAGAUGGAUACUUCUGUGAAAUUUGACUUACAAAUCCAAAGCUCAAAUCUAUUUGACAAAGUAAGCCCAGUUGUAUCUCACAAAGUUGACCUUGCUGUUUUAGCUGCAGUUGAGAUAAGAGGAGUCUCAAGUCCUGAUCAUAUCUUUCUUCCGAUUCCAAACUGGGAGCACAAGGAGAACCCUGAGACUGAAGAAGAUGUUGGGCCAGUUGUUCAGCACAUCUAUGAGCUGAGAAACAAUGGUCCAAGUUCAUUCAGCAAGGCAAUGCUCCAUCUUCAGUGGCCUUACAAAUAUAAUAACAACACUCUGUUGUAUAUCCUUCAUUAUGAUAUUGAUGGACCAAUGAACUGCACUUCAGAUAUGGAGAUCAACCCUUUGAGAAUUAAGAUCUCAUCUUUACAAACAACUGAAAAGAAUGACACGGUUGCUGGGCAAGGUGAGCGGGACCAUCUCAUCACUAAGCGGGAUCUUGCCCUCAGUGAAGGAGAUAUUCACACUUUGGGUUGUGGAGUCGCUCAGUGCUUGAAGAUUGUCUGCCAAGUUGGGAGAUUAGACAGAGGAAAGAGUGCGAUCUUGUACGUAAAGUCGUUACUGUGGACUGAGACUUUUAUGAAUAAAGAAAAUCAGAAUCAUUCCUAUUCUCUGAAGUCAUCUGCUUCAUUUAAUGUCAUAGAGUUUCCUUAUAAGAAUCUUCCAAUUGAGGAUAUCACCAACUCCACAUUGGUUACCACUAAUGUCACCUGGGGCAUUCAGCCAGCGCCCAUGCCUGUGCCUGUGUGGGUGAUCAUUUUAGCAGUUCUAGCAGGAUUGUUGCUACUGGCCGUUUUGGUAUUUGUAAUGUACAGGAUGGGCUUUUUUAAACGGGUCCGGCCACCUCAAGAAGAACAAGAAAGAGAACAGCUUCAACCUCAUGAAAAUGGUGAAGGAAACUCAGAAACUUAACUGCAGUUUUUAAGUUAUGCUACAUCUUGACCCACUAGAAUUAGCAACUUUAUUAUAGAUUUAAACUUUCUUCAUGAGGAGUAAAAAUCCAAGGCUUUACUGCUGAUAGUGCUAAUUGGCAUUAACCACAAAAUGAGAAUUAUAUUUGUCAACCUUGUCCUUAUAAAUAAGUUCAGACAUACAUUUAAUAACAGAGGGUGACUUGUGUUUUUAGGUAUUUAAAUAAUAAAAUUUCAAGGGAUAGUUUUCAUUCAGUGUAUAUAAGACAGGUAGUGCCUGAUUUACUACUUUAUAUAAAAUAGUACCUCCUUCAGUUACUGUUUCUGAUUUAAUGUACGGAACUUUAUUUGUUGUUGUUGUUGUUGUUGUUUUAAAGCAGUCCAAAUUUGGACCUUAGCAAUCAUGUCUUUUGUAUAGGUACUUAAUGUUAAUACAUAUUACACUACAGUUUACUUUUCAGGAUACUAAAGACUUUAUAACUGCAUGAACUUGGAUUUUUUUAAUCACUUAUAUGGUAGAAUUUUAUAAACACAUACGUGAUACCAUCAAAAUUCUUGCUUUUAAUAACAAAGGUACAAUAUUGUGUUUUAAUAUGAAAAUCUGGUAGAUCCUAUUACACUUUUGUUUAUAUUAAAUCCACAAUAUUUUAUUACAUCUUUAACUUGUAUAAAUUUUAUGUCAAAUCCUUCAAGCCAACCUAUACUAAAAAUUAGUUCCAUAAUCACAAAUGCCUCUUUUGUGUAAUUGUUUAAUUUCACCCAAAUAUCAUAAUGCUUAAAGCCAUGUGGAGUUGGAAAUUAUUUCCAAAGCAUAUUUAUUCCAUUGUUUUAGUCUGGCUAUUUACAGUACAAAAAAAGCAGUUUUAUUAAAAUACUGUGUAGUUCUUUGAGAUAGUUGCUUAUGCAUAUAGUAAGUAUUACAUUCUUAGAGUAGAGCAGAGUUUUUAGUUAGUAUUAAUUUAUUUUCCUCCAUUCAUGUACUUUUCAUUAUAUUUCCAAAACUGUUACUGAGAAUGGGUCAAGAUCAAUGAGAAAUCUUUACAGUUGACAGGAACCUGGACCCCUUACCCCAACCUUAUGAGUAAUGCUUGGAAUAAAAACUCUUAAGGCAACUCGCUGAUUUACUUCUAGCAAUAGCAUGAUGUUAUGGGAAUAUUACCUCUGUUUAAGCAAGGUAAUGUGUAAAAUCAGUCUCAGCUAUCAGAAUAACUUCUAAAAGGUAUUUUUAUAAGCAGUUCAAGUUAUUGAAAACCUUUUAAAGCUUUCUGAAGUUUGUUAGUAUAAAUUACUUUUCUAGGAUUAUUAAUAAAAGCCACAUAGGUGGCAAGUUGUAGUUUUAUAUGGCUCUGUAGAGUGGGGAACCUUCUAGAGGAAUAUAUGAUUUAUUCACAGUUCCUCAAGGCCUGGGGAUGAUGAUCAGUUAUACCUAUUUUUGUGCAAUUACAUCAUGUUGUGCAUUAGAAAUGGAGAGUUUAAUAGCUCUUUAACUGCUGUCCUCAUUAGUAAUGAUAAAUAUUUCCCUUAAAUAAUUGACUAUUUUGCUGUGUUUUAAAAAUGAUUGAAAUUUAUCUUGCCAUAUCUCGUAAUUUCAUGCACAAGUUGACUGAGCUAAUCUUGAGAAUAUAUUCGUAAAAUAGGAGCACAUUUAGUUGAGGUAUACAAGGUAGGACUCUAGACAAGACUCUCUAUUUUAGCUUUAGUGAAUUUCAAAAGUAAUGGGUCUUGGAGUAUAGAUUUUUAUUAGUAGCUUGAAAGAGCUUAAUCAUAUGCAGUAAGUAUUUUUAUUACCAAUAAAUUUAAAAUUUUUUGAGAAAAAUAUUUUUAUCCUAGGGCCAAGUGUUGCCUGCCACCAAUCAGUAAGUUAGUCUAUAGCAAAUUUUACCUUAACAGUUUUACCACCUAGUAACAGUCAUUUCUGAAAAUAUGUUGGAUAGAAAGUCACUCUUUGACAAAAGUAUUAGAAUUUGCUUUUCUGCCAUCUGUUCCUUUUAUGGCAUCUAUCUUGAAAGUAAUCUUGUAUUGGAGAUUGAAAGAUGCUGUAAUUUGGAAAUUAACAUGAUUUCUUAAAUUACCUUUAUGAAAUAUAGUUUUGUAUAAUAGCAUAGAUUUUCCUUCAAAAAAUGAACAUUUAUAUAUCUACAAAAAUAUGGAGAAGUGUAAUUUGAAAGCCUACUUUCUGAAGAAAAUGAUGGGUUUUUUUUAUCAUGAUUAAAUAUCAAAAAAUUGCCCUAUGAAAACUUUAAAUCUCUAAAACAUUUGAAAUACUACCAUAUUUGUGAUUUAUUGAGAAUAAAAAUCCAUUUUGAAAUGUAAAAUUCUUAUGAUCUGAUUCAGUUUUAAGAAAACAUGAACGAACUAGAAGAUAUUAAAAACAUUUGACAUUGGUAAGAAAUAUUGAUACUGAUAUUGAUUUUUAUAUAGGUAUUUAUUUCAGAAUUGAUAUUUUGAGAAAAAUACAUGUGAGUCAUUUUUUCUUUUUCUCUUUUCUCUUAACGAUUAUCACUGUAAUUCUGAAUCUGGAAGGUAAAACAAUUAGUCAAAAUAUUAUUGCUGUCAUUCUACCUGUGUUAUGAAACUAUUUAUUCAUAGUUAAUUCUCAUUAACACUUACAGUUCCAUAAAGAAAACUCAAGUAUUAGUAAAAGAGACUUUACUGGCUUAAGAGGGCUGUGAAAGAUUUUUGAUAGUGAAUCAUGACCCUAAGGGAGAGAUUUGUGUGAUGAAAGUAUUGUAUAUAAUAGAUCAGCGAUUUUUGUAAGGCAAACAGAAUUUGUAAGUUGGUAGAUCUUCCUAAGUUGCAAAAUGUAAUAAUGAUGAGCUUGGUGGAGAAGAAUGAGUCGUUCUUGGAAUACCUGUGUGCAGCCACUACCCAUCUCAGUGUCACCUUGUUUGUAUUCUUGGAUAGCUUGUAUAUGUAGUAGUUUGAUGAAUAAUUUAAAGAAAAACACCUAAAAUUUGAAAAAUGAUUGUAGGAUCAAAAAAGGUAGAUGAAAUUACUUAAUACUCGUGUUUUGGAGAGUACUCCUUUUAGUUUGUUGGUUGGCUGGUUUGAACAAUAGAAAUAUGCAGCAUGCAAUAUAUGCGUAUAUUUCGUUUUAAUUUCUGAUAUAUAAUGAACUUCUUGGGAGAGGUACUGAAUCUUUGAUGCUUUUUGUCAUUGUUCUCAAGUGCAAUAUAACAAUGUAACCAAAUCUAGAUAAUUUCAAAGUCGUCGUUAAUUUAGUAAGCCUAAUAUAAACAAAUAUGUGUAUUAUUUUUGUUAGCAGGAGUGAUUAAGUGAGGUUAUUUACCCCUAAAUGGCCCAUUCUGCAUUGUAUUUCAGGCUGGAAAUGAAUUAUUCUUUACCAGUUUUGAAACCCUUUGAAAUAUCCUAAGGUAACUUGGAAGCUGUGUAGUAUAUCAAAUUAAUUUGCUACCUAAUAACACAGAAAGUAAAUAUCUUUGUGGUCACCCACAUUGGGUGAGACAGAAAAUGAAUCUGUUCUAAAAUUUGUAAUUUGCUAACUUGAGUUAGUGAAAACUGGUACAGUGUUCUGCUUGAUUUCCAACAUGUAACUUGUGACUGUACAAUAAACAUAAGCAUAUGGUGCCA